This is a messenger RNA of Serendipita indica DSM 11827, 2610 nucleotides long. The record is from the annotation of a GenBank genome assembly. Lineage: Eukaryota; Fungi; Basidiomycota; Agaricomycetes; Sebacinales; Serendipitaceae.
AUGCCGAUACAGCGUGCUGGUGUCAAUGGGAAAGAUGAGGACGUUCCUCUUCCGGCGGUAGAAGGCCAGCCACGACAGACGGUUCAAAUGACGAACCUCGCGUGGGCUCUCCACAUCGUCAAGCUCAAAAUCCAAGAGAUGAUCUUUCAUGGACGAAAAACAGACAAAUGUGGGGUGAUCCUAGCAGGCACUGACGGCACCAAGAAUUUUAUUAACGACCAAAGGCCGGAUGAAUAUCAUAAUGUCACCGAGUACAUCCCAAUCGCACAGCCGACACCUGACACACUUGCCAAAAUUUCGCGGAUAUCACCUUCGAACCAGGACUCUUGUGAUACGUUGGAGGGCGUUAUUGUCGCCCUCGAUGCUCAGAAUCGAGAGCUCGGUUCAAAGGCAACUUGGACUCGGAAGUUGAUCGUGGUCACUGAUGGAGAGCAUCCAAUCCAACAAGAAGGAUACAAGGACGUUAUACAGGCCAUGAACGACGCCAAGGUCAAGACAAGCAUAGUGGGUAUCGACUUCGACGAUGAGGAGCGAGGAUAUGUUUACAAAGAGAAAUCAGAGACGAAGAGCCUCAUCGAGCGAUGGUGGAGGGAAAAAUUUGUCAAGAGACUCGACGAUGGUAUUGUUAUCAACUGUGACUUUGCUCUGCAAGAAUGUGCGCGUCCAGAGGUCAAGGAAGUCCGCUCCACGCUAUCAAACACCGUCCUGCGGUUUGGAGAUAUGGAGAUGAACAAGGAUCAGUCUUUUGAACUCAGAGUGCGGACCAGUAAAGCGACGUCUAUCGCACGUCCACCACCCCUCAAAAAAUUUGCUCGGGCACGCGUCGAGAACACCAUGGAAUGGGAGUCACAGGGUGUCGACAGAACAACAACACCAUUCGUGCAAGUAAAACAUAGGACCGACUUUUUCAUCAAGGCAGACCCUUCGACGGACGCCGCUGCCCAUAGCUCCUCGAAUGGACGAUUUGGAAUAGGCUCUGGUCUCCAGUCCAACGCUUCCGAGGCGCCACCUAAAAUGGAAGAUGUUCAAGACGUUAAAUUGGAGAUCGACGAGGAUGGAGUUCCACUCGACCUGCAGCCACUGGCGAUGCGCAACACAGAGACGAAACCUGAACCGGUAGUGACUGUCAAUGAUGAAAAUACUCAAAUCGCCUAUAAAUACGGCUCAACGUACAUUCCCGUAGACAAGGCCGACUUUGAAACUCUUCAAACGGUAAAAGGGCUCGAUAUCCUGGGCUUUAUUCCUCAGCAUAAGUUUCGGCGCGAAUGGUCGAUGGGAGAAGUUUACUAUAUCUGGGGAGACGAUCAAUCUGGCAAGAUGCAACUUGCAUUCUCAUCGAUUGUCCGGGCCAUGGCGCAGGAAGAGCUCUGCGCUAUCAUACGAAUGGUGACCUUGAACAACUCGGCUCCUAAAGUCGGUAUAGCGGUACCCCGCAUCCUUGAGAAGGCAGAUUGCUUGCUUUGGAUGCCCUUUGCAGAAGAUAACAGAAACUUUGCGUUCCAAUCGCUGACCAGGCUCUACAACAAGAAGGGCAAACAAAUUACAGAUCACCCUAAUAUCCCCACGGAUGGGAUGAUUGAAGUCAUGGAAAAAUAUAUCGAUUCAAUGGAUCUAAUGCAAAUUGAGAAGGACGAGGAAGGGAACCGUUAUCCGUGGUUCGACACUCUAUAUUCAUACAAUCCAGCCCUGCACCGAGUCAAGCAAGCGCUAUUCCACGCCGCAGUAGCAGAUUCGCUCGCAACAGAUCCCCUCCCGCCACCUCACCCCGAUCUUCUCAACUAUUUCGACUGGCACCCAAAGGUUGCCAAGCGCUCGAAAGGUGCUAUAGAAGAAUGUCGGAAGAGACUCAAGAUCAAACACGUACCUCCAAAGACUGCGGGUGCCCGCAAUGAGGCUCCGCUUGUGGAAGGCAGAGAGGAAGCGCCAUUGCUACAAGGACCCGCUCCUCCCGUCCGCAAGGAGCUCAUGGCUCCUAGCCCGUCCAAGGCGCAAGCACGUGAAGGUGAUUCAGACACCGAUGCUACAGAGGAUGAAGAAGAGGCACCAGUUCUAGUGAGAACUGAAGAUGCUGAAGUUGCGCCACUGGACAACGUGAAAGCUUCUCCGUCUAAGCGGGAUGUCGACCUCAACCACGUCAAACAAUCUCCCCAAAAGUCCGAUAUUCAUUUCAAAGAUGAAGAGGAAGAUGAAGCAGUCGUGGUUAUUGGGACUGUACAUCCUUUGGAAGACUUCAGAGCGGCACUGGCGAGCGAUGAUGAUGUGGUUUCUGAAGCAGUCUCUCAGUUGGCGGAUGUCAUCAAAUCAUUGGCCGUAGAAGGCAAGUUCCCCAAUAAGAGGAAGAAUGAGCUUUUGGAAGCCAUGGCUGCCUUGCGAGAGACAUGUUUGAAGGAAGAUGAAUUUGAUCAAUGGAACAAAUUCUUGCAGGAACUCAAGGAUAUAUGCCUGUCUUCUAAGCCCGGAAACAAACCCUUUUGGGAGCUAGUCAGGUCAAAAGGGCAAACGAUGACUUUGAUCGGGAAGUCGGAGGCUAUUGCUGCGGGUGCCAAGGCAAAAGCUGCGCGAGAUGCGGCCAAAGAUGCUACAGCACAGAAGUUCUUUGACGAGGAUUAG